This is a messenger RNA of Funneliformis geosporum, 1353 nucleotides long. Lineage: Eukaryota; Fungi; Glomeromycota; Glomeromycetes; Glomerales; Glomeraceae. The record is from the annotation of a GenBank genome assembly.
AUGGCGGAACAUUUUUCAUCAGAUUUAUGCAAUGAUAUCGGAAACCUUUUCUCUAGCGGAUAUGAUUAUGAUGUAAUCAUCCAAGCUGGGGAAGGACAAAAUAUGAAAGAAUUAUUCACGCAUUCUUUGAUUCUAGGAGCUAGGUCAAUAUACUUUAAGGCCGCUUUUUCAAAGAAAUGGGCAAAAAAAGAAAAUGGAUACAUUGCAAGAGUAGCAGUUAAUUUUCAAGCAUUUGCUAUUUAUAACCGUUUAGACAUUGGACCAGCCUUUGGUGGUGGAUGGAAUUUAGGUAUUCAAAGUAACAUCAUGAGUAAAUGUAAUGGUUAUACUUAUCCUGAAGUGGAUAAUAUUUUUGCUGAUAAAAAUAAUAUUAAAAAAAAUGUUUUCGAUUAUGAAGUGUUUCAGCAAAUCGCCCUGCUCAAUGAUUGUGUGAUUCCAAUUUGUUAUACAAUGUCAGGACAUCAUCACACAGAUAAAGAUGUCUUUUUCGUUGAUUCUAGUGCAAGUAUUAAAAUUGAAGUCUUACAUUAUCCUCCCGCUAAUAUAAUAUCGAAUUAUCCACCAAUUUUAUUCAUUCAUGGAUCAAAUCUUGCUGCUUGGGCUUGGGAGAAUUUUUGUCACUGGUUUUCGAAUAAAGGACAUGAUUGCUACGCUAUGAGUUUUCGAGGACACGGACAAAGUACAAAGACUCCUAAUAAAGAUAAAUGGUGGUCAUUAAGUGAGAUUACGAAUGAUAUAUCAGUCGUAACCGAUGCAAUCAUUGCUAGAACCGGAGAUAAACCUGUUCUCGUGGGACAUUCAUUUGGAGGAGGAUUUCUUCAGAAUUAUCUCAAAAAUAAUCACCAGAAAGUGACGUGCGGAGUUUUGUUCGCAUCAUCGUCACCUUAUAGUUACAAAUCAAUCACCUUCGUAAACGGUUGUAAAACUUUUUUAAGUCAUCCAAUUAUACCUAUCCUUAAAGCGCUCUUUAAUUUAAACACUUAUGCGUUAAUUGAAACUCCUAAAUUAAUGAAAAGAGCUUUCUUUUCUAAGGCAUUUCCUGAUUCUAUGGCCAGAGAAAUUCAUCCAAAACUCGAAAAAUUUUCUUUUAUCAAAGGAGCGAUUAUAAAACUUAACAAGCCAUUUGUUGAUCCUUCAAGAAUCAAAUGUCCUAUGAUUGUGAUUGGUGCCGAGGAAGACAAAGUCUUUAUUGAUAAUUUAAAGAAUGUCUCGGAAAUUGCCAAAGCUUAUGGCGUCGGAUUUGAUAUCAUUAAAGGUGCAGCACACCAUAUUAUGUUGGAUCUUACAUGGGAAGAUGCUGCUAAUGUUAUUUUUGAUAGAAUCCACGAAAAAAUUUGGGAACGAAAAAAUUAA